This is a messenger RNA of Knipowitschia caucasica, 765 nucleotides long. The record is from the annotation of a GenBank genome assembly. Lineage: Eukaryota; Metazoa; Chordata; Actinopteri; Gobiiformes; Gobiidae.
AUGUUGCCGUUAGGACCUUGUGUGAACUACUCUGGUUGCCAAAUCACAUGGGCCAAGUUCUGUAAAGAAAACAUGGCUGGGAAGGGCUUCUCGUUCUGGGUGUGGUUGGACAACAUCAUUGACCUGGUUAAGAAGUACAUCCUGGCUCUAUGGAACGAAGGCUACAUCAUGGGCUUCAUCAGCAAAGAACGAGAGAGAGCGCUCCUCAGCCCCAAACCUCCUGGAACCUUCCUGCUGCGCUUCAGCGAGAGCAGCAAAGAGGGAGGCAUCACCUUCACGUGGGUCGAGAAGGACAUCUCCGGUAAGACGCAGAUCCAGUCGGUGGAGCCGUACACCAAACAGCAGCUCAACAACAUGUCGUUCGCUGACAUCAUCAUGGGAUACAAGAUCAUGGACGCCACCAACAUCCUGGUGUCUCCGCUCGUCUAUCUCUAUCCAGAAAUCCCCAAAGAAGAAGCUUUCGGCAAAUACUGCAGACCAGAGGCCGCGCCGGAGCCGGAGAUGGGAGGAGACUCCACCAGCAUCAUCCAGCCGUACUUGAAGACCAAGUUUAUCUGCGUUACCCCGUGCCCCUCGGUGUUCAUGGAUCUUCCGGACAGUGAUCUGCUUGGGAACGGAUUCCCAUGCACAAAUUCAGGAAACACCAGUGACCUGUUCCCCAUGUCCCCUCGCACUCUGGACUCCCUCAUGCACAACGAGACAGAGGCCACGCAGGGCCAUCUCGACUCGCUGACUUUAGACAUGGAUGUUGCGUCGCCGAUCUGA